GUGUUUUAGAAUAUUGAAAUAAUUAUUAAUUAUUCGAAGUAAAUGUGCAUUGUUGUUUAAAAGCAUCGUAGAUACACCGUCUCCCUCGAAAUUUACCUUCAGACUGACACGUUGUUGUCUUCUAUGAAAAUUUUUUUUAUUAAACAUUGUUUAUAUGACUUUCCAAACGUUGCGCAUGAGCAUAACACAUUUAUUACAAUAUAACUUGAUUAUAUUAUAUACUGUAUUCGCUUGAAGUUGCAACUAUCGCCUGCUGGUGAUCCCGGUGAUAACUAAGAAGAUGUUGGUUACACGAAAAGUAGACUUGUGAGCUUCUAUGUACUACAGCUGUAUUCUUUAAACAUAUCCAUGUGGUAUAUCUAAAGGUAACCGAGUUGGGGUUGUUCGCCGCGUCAAUAAUGGCGGUUUCCGGCGGCACGGCUAUCAAAGGAUAUAGAUAUGGAUAUAGACAUAGAGUCGACCGACUGCUAAACUGUGAUACAAGUCUGUGAACGCAACACGGAUAUAUCUUGAAAUAUUCGUCAAGGCAAUCGUUAUAUAUCACGUUUUUGCGAAGAGAAACGUGUUAGACAGACCUAAAGUUAGACAAUCAAAAACGUUUCUACGUUUCGUGGGAUGUGGUUCUUCCGCAUUUGUGAAUAGUCAAACAAUUUUCGAUGCGAGACGUAUGUAGUGUUUCUCAAAUGGAGUUGACUGUACAAUCGUGACUUUCGGCUUCGAACAGACUGACUGCAGUUUACACAACAUCUCAGAUUAAGUUUUUAACUGUUCCAUUUAAACGUGCGAUCCUUCCAUCAAAAUUACCAUAUCAUGGCCUCAUCAAAUAGAGGUAUUCAAAUUGGUUCGGCCUGGUAUCAAACUAAUAUUAAGCUAAGACCACAACAUCGUGGCAUACAUCUUGUUACCGAAGAAAUUUUAAAACAAAUUCCAGAACUAUAUCAGUUCUCUGUUGGUCUUUGCCAUAUACAGAUUCUUCAUACAUCAGCUAGUUUAGCAUUAAAUGAAAGCUGGGAUCCUGAUGUAAGAGAUGAUAUAGAAAUGAUGCUUAACAAAAUAAUUCCUGAAGGAUUAGACUAUAGACAUGAUUGCGAAGGUCCAGACGACAUGCCGGCUCAUGUAAAAGCAUGCUUUUUGGGAUCUUCAUUAAGCAUUGCAAUUACGAAUGGAAAGUUAGCUCUUGGUACAUGGCAAGGUAUUUGGUUUUGCGAACAUCGUGAUAAUGCAGGAAGUCGCAAAUUAAUCAUAACGUUGACCGGUUGUCUCAGGGAUUCAGCACGUACCCCUUUAAGUCCCGUCAGCCCUAUUGCUUCUACCAGCAGCUAGGACCAAUCACACCCCCAAAGGUGUGGCAAACGUCAGCUGCACAUAUCUACUUCUAGUAAUUUAAGCUAGCAGCUGCUUAAUUAAGAGUAGAAUCGAAGGAAGAGUGAGUGGAUACUAUGUAAACACAUAAGAACUGUAUAUAUAUAUAUGAAUCUUUAUAUUGAACAAAUUGCUGGGAAAUUGGAUUAAUUUUUAGAGUCAUACUUUAGAUAUUCGAUUAAAUCAUUACAACACCGUUAUACAAACAGAUAACAUUAUUUGUUAAUUUGAUUUUAUUGUUUUGUUUCUUUUUUUAAGAAUAAGGUACAAUCGAAAUGAAAUAUUGGGAUUUAUUAGCAACAAUAUCCCUUUGAGGAAGAUGUCUGGAUACACUACUUGGAACCUUAGUUCUUCCUCGCUUGUAUCAAACCCACCGAAUACUGUCGCAAAUAACGUUUGUCCCGAUAUCCAGUCAAGUCGAGUUGGCGAGUUUUCUGCAUUCGAGUCCGCAUUCGAGUCCGCAUUCGAGUCCGCAUUCGAGUCCGCAUAGAGAGGCACGCACAUAUUUCAAUGAUCAUACGUACAUGUAAUUAUUUGUGUUUAAUGUGAAAGUAAGAGUCGGUGCAUCAAAAGAGUAUCAUUGAAUUCAUUUAAUAAAAUUAAACAAGGUACAAAAGACAAAGUUGAAUGUUUAAUCUAGUAAUGAUAAAUUUGUGCAAUUGAUUGUGCAAUAGAUUGUGCAAUAAAGUGUUCCAUAAGAAAAGAAUCAUGAGAAAUAUAAGUUAUAUAUACUUUAGAGACAUGCAACGUAAUUACACUAGUAUCCUAUACUCUUUCUCGUUACUCUUAGAUAUUAUAAAUAAUCGAAUGCAUUUUAAUGCGUCCAGUACUCCGAAUUUAAAUAUAUAUAUAUAUAUAUAUAUAUUUCUAUAUAUAUAUAUAUAUAGCUUUAUUUAAGAGACCCUUUUACAAAAAUAGUCAAAUUUGCCAAGAAAAUUAUACAGACAAAUGCUGGUCUGAAAACUUGCAUUCUUUUUUAUAUUGUGCAAGAGAUAACCAGCUUUAAUACAUUCUUUGUUAUAACUUUCUAAUUCGCUGCUUUUCAUAGUGCUGCUAUUUCUAAUGACGUUUCCAUUACAUUGGGGGUGUAAGUAGAAAGGUAUUUCUCAAACAAAUUCAAUAUCAAAAUUCUUUGCUGUGCUAAGGCAUUUCUGCUAGAAGUCAUUACAAAAUCUUACAAAUAAGAUGUGCAUUUACUAAUGUGUGGUGUGUGUGUGCAAACAAAGAACCAUUCCAAAUUCAAAGAUUUGACAGCAAUGUGAUCUAUAUUUUACAUUUGUCAGCAAAACUUGGCAUUUUCAAAUCUAAUUCAUCCUAGUGUAAUAUAAAAUGAUGCAUACAUUCCUGCAGAGAUUUAGCACUGCAAAGAGCUAUAAUAAAAAUAGCAUUCUCUCUCUCUCUCUCUCUCUCUCUCUCUCUCUCAUUACGUUUCUUAUUAACCACAGGUUAUUGUGAACUUGUAAAUGUAUAUCUAAUAUAAAAUUAAGCAAGUUGAUGUUAGUCAGUAAUAUUAUUCAUUUAUAGCGUAAACGAUCGUCCAUUCAUCGAUUAGUGGAUACGCUUUGUAAAAUAUCUAAUCCAAUAAUCCAUAGCUUAAAUAUCAACGAGUUAUAACAUUUCGUCUAUAACAAAAUUAUACACCAGAUUGGUGCACUUCGUGAUACAAUCUCAAAUACUGGAGAUUACGAAAUUCAUGCGCGCGAAUGUGAUUUUGAUCUUCUAAAUAUAUAUCCAAAGGAACAAAAAAAAAAAAAAAACAGCAAAAAAAAAGAAAAAAACAAAUUUUUAUGCCUAUAUGCCGAAUAACAAUUGAGCUGUCUAACUGAAGAUAAGUGAUAAGCAAAUAUAUGUCUGUCAAGCUGCCAAUACUGACAUACAUCAUCGGAGUAACAUGAGCUACUGUACUACAUGUUUACUACAUUUGAUGGUGGUAUAUAAAUUACAGACUUUGCUUCUAAUAAAUAUAAUAAGUGAAUUUUACUGCUCACAGAUUUCUUUUAUAAUUUAAUUUGUAAGCGGAAAUUAUUAGAAAGAAAUAUAACCCUUUGCACUCAUAUUGCUGGCGUGUGACAAUACUAAUUUUCCCUAAAACUCUUGAAUCACUUCUGACGUGACACUGAAGAAACAAACAAGAAUAAUUCUUUGAUUUGUUCGAUUAUUUGAUAGAUCAAAAUGCGUGUGUUGUUAUUUCUUUUGUUAUAUACUCUUCAUACGUUAUAUUUUUUUAUAUUAAAUAAGGGAUUUGUGCAAUAUUGCAUUUUGUUCAUUAAAUAUUGUUAUGUCGAAGGUGAUUGAGGAGUGCAAAGGAUUAAAUAACUGUAGCAAUUGUUUCUGCCUAAGAUACUGAAAUAGGAGAAAAUAAAGUCAGAAUUGCUGACUUGAAGAGAAAUUACAAAAAUGAUUAUAGUGCAAAGAGAUGAAAAAGAAAAAAAAAUCAAAAAAUAAGAAAAACUGAAAUUUUAACAUUUAUAAACAUUUAUAAAGUAUGUUUUUUUUUUUUUAAAGCAAAAUUCUCUUAUCUCUGUGUAAUCCUGCCAGUUGGACAGUUUUAAUAUAAGAUAUGGUAAAGACACAGUUAAAGAAGACAAAUUAAUCUUUUGUUAUUAUGAGCAUAUGGAUGUACAUAAUAUUGAUUCAUCGAAAAAAAAAAAAAAUGCUCUGUGCCAAACAUUCGUUUGGUCCUUUGAAUUGUACAGUUUCUAUCUUCGUCUGAAUGGGAAUUCUGUACAAAAUGAAAAAGUGAAGAAUCUUUUUGAUGAAAAUAGAUACCCAUUAAAAAUCAAUCUACACAAUGUACAUGCAAAAUGCUAAAUUCUACCUAUAUUAUUAUACUUAUAUAUUAUUUUAUUUACGUAGAAGUAAAUGUGCAAGAAAGAUAAAUCCAUUUUGUAAAAGCAUGAAUAUUAAUUGCAACUAAUUCACUAAAUGUAUUAAAUGAAAAAAAAAAAAAAA
Molecule: messenger RNA, 4314 nt
Organism: Polistes dominula (European paper wasp)
Lineage: Eukaryota; Metazoa; Arthropoda; Insecta; Hymenoptera; Vespidae
Source: RefSeq, a predicted model, not a curated record